Molecule: messenger RNA, 6223 nt
Organism: Ctenopharyngodon idella (grass carp)
Lineage: Eukaryota; Metazoa; Chordata; Actinopteri; Cypriniformes; Xenocyprididae
Gene: arid3a
Product: AT rich interactive domain 3A (BRIGHT-like)
Exons: 9
Coding region: 498-2081 (527 amino acids)
Biological process (GO): regulation of transcription by RNA polymerase II
Cellular component (GO): nucleus
Molecular function (GO): DNA binding
Source: RefSeq, a predicted model, not a curated record
UCAUCACUCACACACAUUUUCCUCUCUGUGUCGACUAUAUGGGAAAUACAGUACCUCUUUGGCAUAUAAACACAAUUUUAACGAGUUUUAUUUUCCAUCUUUUGUUGUUUAAAGCUCAUCUGAUGAUGUGUUUGUUUGGUAGUAGUGAGAGUAGAUUUGGUUUUAAUAGUGUAUGUUACAGCCAUCAGAAUAAACGUACAGUAACUGCCACCAGACACGAGAUCUAUACAUGCAAAUUAGUGUAAAUCCCCGGAUUUUUUUUUUUUUUAUUCACUAUUCCAACUUCUUGGAUCCAGUUUUGAUGAGGUAGGCCCCUGUUUGUAGGGGAUCAUCUUCCCCUUGGCUGUCUGCGGGUGUCUGUCGAGUAGAAGACCAACACUUCCUGUUUCCUGAAGCCCUGUCUUCUGGAUCAAGUUUAUAAAAAGCAGUCCCGUUUGUUUUCGGGUGAGGGGGGAAGUGAAGGGGCCAGAAUCCCAGCUUGUCCUGUUUCCCAGGCAAUGAAGCUGCAGGCGGUGAUGGAGAACCUGCACAGACAGCAGAGAGCCAAACUGCUGAUGGAGCAGGCGGGGCAAUCACACAGCCCCGCCCCCAUGGGGGAGGAGCUUAAAUCAAUCUCUGCCUCUGAUACAGAGCAGGCGCAGAUGGCGGCGCUAGCAGCAAUGCGCGCAGUAGCAGCUGGACUUCAGAGGGCCGACAGCCCCAUGUCUGAACGCAGCAGCGGAGGAGAUGAAGAUGAUGAAGAGGAGGAUGAAGAGGAAGGGGAGGAGCAAUACAAAGAUAUGAUGGGGUCUGAGGAGGAAGAGCAGAUAAAACAGAAAUGGGAUGAAGAUGACUUUGAGGGUGAGAUGGAGGAAGACUAUGAUGACGAUCUAGGUGACGAAGGGCUGCCGUCGGGCCGUGAGGCCGUCGCCCCAGGCAGAGGCAUCCUCCUCUUACCCCAUCGCCAUUUACACCCUCACUCCCAGCUGCUAAAGGCUCGGCCUGGUUCUGAAACAGAACCGCGAGCGUUGACUCACUCCGCUCAUUCAUCCCAUGGGCCGCUCCAUGGGCAGGACCACGCAGACUGGACCUAUGAAGAGCAGUUCAGACAGCUCUAUGAACUGGACAGUGACCCAAAUAGGAAGGAGUUCCUGGACGAUCUGUUCAGCUUUAUGCAGAAGAGAGGGACGCCAGUGAACAGGAUUCCCAUCAUGGCCAAGCAGGUGCUAGACCUCUACAUGCUGUACCAACUGGUGACAGAGAAGGGGGGGCUGGUGGAGGUCAUAAAUAAAAAGUUGUGGAGGGAGAUCACGAAGGGCCUGAACUUGCCAACCUCCAUCACAAGCGCUGCCUUCACUCUCAGAACACAAUAUAUGAAGUAUCUGUAUCCUUAUGAAUGCGAUAAGAGGGGUCUCAGCAAUCCAAACGAGCUGCAGGCUGCCAUCGACAGUAACCGGCGAGAGGGACGCAGGCAAGGUUUUGGCAGCUCGCUCUUCACCUACUCGCCCAAUGGAACACCCACCAUGCUCUCCUCUCCCAAACUCUCCAUGCCACCAAUGGGCAUCGCCCUGCCCAGCAACGGAGCCUCCGUCUUAUCCUUACAGAAAAUUAAAAAAGAGGAUGACGGGAUUCAGACUCGUCUGCCAGCGUCUCUGGCCACUCAGACAGUAGCUGCGGCCCAGGCUGCGGCUGCACAGGCCACCAUCGCACAGGUAGCUGCACUGGAGCAGCUGCGGGACAAGCUGGAGUCCGGCGAGCCCCCGGAGAAGAAGAUUGCACUACCACUGGAGGAACACCAGCGGCUACUGCAGAGAGCCCUGCAGCAAAACCUGCUGGCCAUGACGGCACAGAUCCCCAUGAACAUUCGCAUCAACAAUCAAGAGAGCAGACCAGACUCUGCCAUGAACUUGACUACCAAUGGCCUAAACAGCAUCAGCAUGUCUUUGGAGCUUAAUGGUGUCGUCUACACCGGUGUUCUCUUCGCCCAGGCCGCGGCACAGACCUCAUCGGGGGCAUCUAACAAAUCUUCCGCAGGCAACAGCGGGCCUCAAUCAGUUCUGCACACACCUACCUCAUCCUCCUCCAACAACCAAUCGCCUUAGCACCUCAGACUGUCUCCCUCAAAGCAAAACCAAAACCUCAGUUACUACAGAAGAUAUGCCAAAAAAUAGUGCAGGAAUAACUGAACCGUUCUCAACUUGAAGUACACUAGCUCAGGUCUUUUAUUUACACUCUCCUUUGUUCAGGAGUCGAAAGAAAUCUAAAAUAACAACAGAGUUUAUUAUAAAGAUAAUGAUAUAUAAUGUAUAUGCAAAACCUGUGAAUAAUUUAUUUCUCUUUCUGUGAGCACACUGUCUGGCGUUAACAAGGCAGUAGGAUUCUGCUUUUUAGGGUUUUAUAGUCUCUGACUGACGAAAGCUUUUCAUCUAUAAGCAAAACCAUAACAAUAGUAGUAUUGUUAUAACGUGUGAUGCAAACAGCUUAAGGGUCUGAACUAAUAAUAUAUUAUUAUAGAUUUUAUUUUCUCUGUGUAUGUAUCUGCAGUGCCUUGUGAAGGUUUUUCCUCCACACAGUUUGAAUGUGCUGUUGACAGGCGAGCAUCUAAACUUCAGCACUAAUACAAUACAAUACAAAUUGAUGUGAAUUUUUUUUUUUUUUUUUUGACAUUGCAAGUAUUCAACCAUUUGGUUUCCCAUCUCAGAGGUCAGAUGGUGACAAUGAUCUUAAUAUCAGUCAGUGAACAUUCAUGUAAAAAAAAAAACAUAGGCAUGCAUUUGUAGAUGUGUAUACUUGCAUUCAUAAAGUUUUCAUUAUUCAUGUUUUUUUUUUAUGUUUGCCUUUUCACGUCUCGUGGCAAACUCUGCAGGCCUCAUUCUCCAUGAGCCUCGCAAAGGUGGCUGAGGUAUUUCAGGGAACAAAUGAUGUUACCUGGAACUGCCACAGCCCACAAACUCUAUUGGCCCAUAGUUGCUCCAACGUAGAAGUGUAAAGAGUUCAGAUGUUGUUUUACUUGUUAAUUUGUUGAGCUUUCACUCAGAUCAGUGGUUUGGAUGAAAAUAAUCACAGUUUGACUCAAAGCAUGGCAGUAUAAUAAUACGUUCGUCUUUUAGAUUUGAACAAACGAUUCAUCUUGUGUUUGAUUACUACACUAACUGGAAAUUUAGUUUGUCACUUCAUCAGGCCUUUUAGCUUAAUGUAAUGCAGUUUUGAGUGUUAUUGAGGGGUCCAACGAUGUAGCUUUUGCUUCAUCACGCAGGGCAGUUUCUGGUUAAGUAAUUUUAACAAAAAGAAGAAAAAAAAACAGCGCAAAUCAGAGAAAAUUCUAAUUACAAUGCGAUGUUUUGAACGUGCAAAGUGUCUUGAGCAGAAUGAAAUAUUCUCUUCUAAAGGGAUUUGCUUUCCUUUGAUUAGAAAUAUUAGAUCACACCCUUCAAAGUUGUUUUUAAUCAUGCCAUCAACUGUUCUGGACCGUAAGAAGGUCUUUUUCCUGUAAAAAGUAAUACGCUGUAUCUACUCCAUAAAAUUUUGGCAAAAGAUUACAAGCAAUAUUACUAAUUAAAUUCAACAAAUAGAAUUGAGUUAGAAUUAGUCAAAUUAAUUCCUUAAAUGUCAACCAUUUAAAACGAGUAAAAUUUAAACACAAAUAUCUGAAUAACAGACAGACGUCAAAGAUGAAUUAAGUACUUUAUUUUUUUUAUUGCCAACAUUGAAGACACCUGAUGAUAACGAGCAGAAUCACUGAAGGAAAGAGAAACACAUGAAUUAACAGAGGUUUAGAUGUUGAUGUUAUUGAAAAUAUUUGGUCGCCAUUAUGGUGAUCAGUGUUUCAUUUAGUUGGGCAGUUUGACUCUUUGCUUUUUAUGUCAGUUUGGGGUUUUUGUAAUGGUGUUUGCUAAUUUUACACAUUUUAAAUGGCUGACUUUUAAGGAAUUAAUUUGAUUAAUUCUAACUCAAUUCUUAUAUGUUGAAUUUAAUUAAUAAUAUUGCUUGUAAUCUGUUGCCACAAUUUUGAGUAGAUAGAGCGUUUGACUUUUUACAGUGUACAUGUAGCUGCAAUUUAUGAAUUAUGUCAAGCUCUUCUAGCAUUACACUGUAUGCAAGGUCAAAAAACUCACUUGGUGGGCAUCUAGGGGUAACACUUUCUUUUGACUUACACAAACAUAGUCGUCUAGCAACUACUGUCUUAGCUGUUAUGAAGGUGAAUAAUUUAUUUUGCAUUUCAAGUUAGUUGAGUGUUUGGAAAAUAGGGUUUUGAUAAGCUUAAAGCUUUAUUUAUAUCCAAAACAGCUUGCAGGUACAGAUUAAUGAAGGUAAAUGCCUUGAUCCUUUUGUUUGGGAUCAAACUUGCAGCCUUUGCUUUCACAGCUGAGAUCCUUAACCGUCAAGCUAUCACAUCCUCUUUUUCUUGUUUUAAUGCUCACUCUUGAACCCUUUAUUAUUCACAAGGACCAUAGCUGCUGUACAGGAAACAGUAUAGGAAAUGUUACCGUUUCUGUCUGUAUUGUAUAACUGUACAUAUUAUUUUUUUCUAUUUAUAUCAGGACAACUCAUUAUCAUAACACACUUUAAAGUCAUUACUGCCAAAUCUCUACCUCAAAGACUCAUUCAUCAGCUAAGAAUCGUUUGCAAGCCUUCCCAGUUUGUCACUUUUCACAUGGAUUUACCUGCUGUCAAGUAGAACAGGGCAUACAUACCCCUUUUUAUUCAGUGAAUUUGAAUAUAUAUUAGCCAUGAUAUCCUUAAAGCCCCUUCUUACUCGUAAUUGUGAAAACGCCACAUUGGGAUCAUGGCAUUUUUCUUCGAUGCUUAUCUUUCUGUUUUGUCUGCCAGCCUGACUUUUAGAAUCGAAUCCUCAACUUUUACCAUUAUCAUGUAACAGUAGUUCUUUAUUGUAAUGGCCUUUACCCAGUGUUUUCCGAUCAGAGAUGCUGGGGUUUUUUUUCCUUAGGAAACAGUACUGUUACUACACAGAGUAAGACAGAUACACAUAACACCCGUUUAAAGCAGUUGGUAUCCAUAAGAUGGGUGUCAGAUCUGUUUUCACUUUGAUGUAUGCCUUGAAGUAUGCAAAUUUUAAAAAGUAAAUAUAGCAUGCUAAUGUAGUCAACUUUAUUGCAAGGACAACCAAAAUUGCUGUACAAUAAAACUUCGCUAUUAUUGCAGGAUGCCUUAUUCUUUGAUAUUUCUUUGUUAGCUUUUCUCUUUACAACUUAAUGUUACACUAAAAAUCGAGCAAUUCACUUGUCCAAUACAUAGACAGCUGUGAAACUUAGGUUUUACAUUAUAAUAAGGCAUUUGUCGUCUUCUCAGGAAAUACAAUUCUACCUCUAGUUAUACAGAUAUGUUCAUCUUAGUGCUGUGGUCACAGUGCAUGUAACAUUUAUUUUACCCUUUUAUAAUGGUAAUGGUAAAUGUUUCCCUUGGCACACUGACUCAAGGAUUUUUAUUAAUUGCAAGUAUAUUAUGUUUUUUUUUUUUUUUUUUUUUUUUUUUUUAAAUCUCAGUAUCCCUUUCUUAUGUGAGUGCUUUUGAGUUUUGGCUUGCUUAGUUUGAAUCUGAAAUUGCUCCUCGGAGAGACCAGCUUUUGGUUACGGUGCUGAACGUACCACUGAUGCACCAGUCUGUGUAUUUCCACUUGUGCGUUUUUAAAACGUUUGAAUUGCGUGUCGACCUCUUGACUGCUUCUAUUAGGGGUGAAGGACAAAGACAAUCCUAACCCAUUUAAUCUAUCUAUUGAUAUGUAACUGGGGGAAAGGGGAACCAAAGAAUGUCACAUAAGUGCUGUUUUGGCCAGAAUAUUAUGGAUUGAAAAUACUCUAUAACCUAGAAAAUCAUCACACAACAACUGUACCUCUCUCAGUCUGAAUACUGAAAACCCGGAUAAUGACAAAAAAAAGGACCUCAACACAUAUUCAAAACAAAAUGCAGUUAACAGAUGAAAUUGAAUUUUUCUUUUUUAACUGAAGUUAUUUGCCUUUUUUUAUAUGUUGUAAUGUAAUGGUAAUUCUGGCGCUUCAGUUUGGGUGUGUCUGUUUUUUUGUUGUUCAGUACGUUAUUGCCCUGUUUAAAAGAGAAAGUUCAUGUUGAUGAGUUUUGUUGUUUCAGAGUUUGCAAAAUGUACUCUCAACGUUUACAUUUUAUAAUUGUCAAGCAUCAGAUUUUUCAAUGUUUGAUUUUUUUCAAAAUUGAGAUCUUCAGCUGUUAACAUAGACGUUGAAUACAAUAAAAUGUAAUUCUGAUGUAA